AUGAAGCAACGAAUCCCGCCCUUGAUUUGCGUCGUGGCGAACGUCGCUCAAGUCUGCAGAGGUCAAUCCAGCGCGACGACGACGACGCUCUCGUCCACUGCAUCGUCCACGGCGGCGGCAUCAUCCGGAUCGACCUCAUACGCCGCCGAGCUGGCCUCGUACUUGGAUGGACUACCUUCUUGCGCUACCCCCUGCGUGACGACGUCUCUAUCAAAUGCCCAAUGUCGUGACACGUCAUGUCUCUGCUCAGACGACGCAAUCUUCAACGACGCAGCGGCGUGUGUCAAAUCAUCCUGCGGUUACGGCCAACAGUUGGUCACCAAAAACGCGACCGAGACGGCCUGCCACAGAAGACGUAGGGACCGGUCCGGCAAGUACAACGCCACAAGCAUCGCCAUGUGUGCCGUGACGGGCACGCUUGUGGUCAUGCGGACCGGGUUCAAGCUCUUCUUCAGCGGGCAGAGGACCCUCAAGCCCGACGACCUGGUCAUCCUCCUGGUAUCGGCCCUCGUCGGGCUGCCGUGCACCAUCCUCAACGUCAAGGGCCUCUCCUACUACGGCCUGGGCAGGGACGUCUGGACACUGCAGCCCGCCGCCAUUGUCGAGUUUGCCCGCUACUUCUUCAUACAGCAGAUUCUGUAUGUUUUCCUCAUGACGAGCAUCAAGCUGAGUCUGCUGCUGUUUUACCUCUCGAUAUUCCCCGGCAAGAUCACGAGGCUCUUGCUCUGGAUCACCUUUGCCGUCAACGCUCUGUCGGGCGUGUCUUUUAUACUGGUUUCUGUGUUCCAGUGUGCGCCCAUACAGUUCUACUGGAUGCAGUAUGCGCAGCAGGGCACUGGGAAAUGCCUCAACAUCAACCUGCUUGGGUGGCUGAACGGAGUCUCGAGCGUCGCCAUUGACCUGUGGAUGAUUGGCAUCCCGCUGUUUCAGGUCAAAAAGCUGGAGCUACACUGGAAGAAGAAGUUGGGAGUGGCCGUCAUGUUCUUGACGGGAGCGCUGUCGCUCGUUCACUUUUACAACUCGGAAAACCGAACGUGGGAUUUGUGGCAGACAGCGUGGUGGUCGACGAUUGAAAUCAACAUCGGCCUCAUAUGUGCUUGCCUGCCAGCGGUCCGACUGAUGCUGGUCCGCAUGUGGCCGCAGGUAUUUGGUGGCACCAUCAGCUCGACCAUGGCGAGGUCCAGGGCUUCGAGAGGAAAUAGCAUGCUGGUGCGAAGGCAGAAGAUCCGAAUUGCCAGCAUGGAGAUGGCCCUCGAAGAUGCUUCGUCGUCGUCAAAGGAGACGGCAGAGCAGUGGGAAUCGUGCCCGGCGGCGCCAGACAAGCCAUGGGACGGCAGUUUCUGCCAUGCCAAAUGA
This is a messenger RNA of Metarhizium album ARSEF 1941, 1356 nucleotides long. Its product is annotated as Extracellular membrane protein, CFEM domain protein. Bases 1 to 1356 code for a protein of 451 amino acids. The transcript has 4 exons. NCBI's taxonomy places the organism in Eukaryota, Fungi, Ascomycota, Sordariomycetes, Hypocreales, Clavicipitaceae. The record is from RefSeq and is a predicted model, not a curated record.